Trichoplusia ni (cabbage looper) is the source of this 2948-nucleotide messenger RNA. RefSeq lists its product as uncharacterized. Bases 17 to 529 code for a protein of 170 amino acids. Lineage: Eukaryota; Metazoa; Arthropoda; Insecta; Lepidoptera; Noctuidae. The transcript is spliced from 4 exons. The record is from RefSeq and is a predicted model, not a curated record.
CGAGGCCGGAACCACGAUGGGUGUGCCGCACAUAACCUCCUUCUGCUGGUGCAUGGGCCUCGAGCUCGGCUCCCGAUGCAUCGGGUUCCUGCAUCUGAUAGUAUCCCUAGUCCUGAUGGUGCUAUGCUCGGUGUUCGCGGAGAACCUCCGCUCGUACGUGGGCACGGUGGAGGACGCGGGUGACGCGCUGUACUCCACGUGGUACAAGAUCGCGGUCAGCGUCGCCGUCGUCACCGUCGUGCAUGUGUUGCUCGCGCUCACACUCAUCUACUCCGUACAUAAGCGCUGGGUGGCGGGCGUCCGCGCGUGGCUGGUGGUGAUGGUCCUGCUGUGGGCGGCGGCGCUGCUGGCGCUGGCGGCGCUGGCGGCGCUGCGCGGGCUGUCCGGCAGCGGCUCCGACAUCUUCCUGUCCUUCCUCGAGGGGGUGCUGUUCUUUGGCGCGGUAGCGUACUGCAUCCUGUGCGUGUACAGCUACUACCUGAUGCUGAAGAGCGCCGAGGAUAUGGAGGGCCCCAAGACCAUGUACUAAAUAAAGUCAGGACAUCAAUAUAAAUGCGGGUACGGAGCUUAUGGCGUUUUUCGAAUUGUUGUUUUGAGUUUACAGUUGACAGCGCCAUCUAGCGACUAGAUUGUGAAACAGAAUAUGAAGGUUUAUGUUCACUAGUGCAGGAAAUAAUUUGGAUGGUUUUAACAAGUUGUCUUGGCACGGCAGUCCUGCCCACAGGAAACCACAAUAGGAUUUGCUAACGUAUUUAUUAUUUUUUAAAUAUACUAUCAGUGGCUAUAUGGUUUAAGAUAUGUGCCCAUUUCUAUGAAAGAUUGGAUAGUCUUGUCUAAAAGAUUCUAAGUAAACUAGUGCCGUGAAGUAAAGCCAUCUAGAGAUAAGCCCACCUUAAUACAUACCUCAGAAGCAGUGAGCUUCUAUUAGGUCAGUACGUAUAUUACUAAGACCUUUUUUUAAGAUGCAUACAUUUUUUCAAUGGAAAAUAAGUAAUCAUAAAAAUGCGUUCGAACGAAAUUAAUAAUUUUCUUACUGCGCUUUUAAAAAUACAAACCAGAAGAAAUGAUUGAAGCUUCAUAAUUAUGUUAAAAGCGCACAUUGGCGUUUAAUUUAGAAUUCACUGUAUGAAUUUGUUUAAGUAAUUAUAUGUUUAAUGUAAUGUGUUAAGUGUUGUAGUGUCUAAGUGAACCUGUUGCAUAUAGAAAAGUUAAGAGGAUGCGAGUAAAAUAAGUCCUGAUUUGUUAAUUUAUCAUUUUCAAAUACCACCAUAUUGUCUUGAAGUAAUACUGUUGAUGUUGUGGACGCGAGAUGGCGCUGUUCGCCGCUUCCACAACAGUUUUUUUUAAACGAUCUACUCGGGAAUUUAAUCCUUGUAUUGUGGUUUCACAAGCACAAAUACACCCAGACUCAGGACAAGCAUUCGUGGAUCGCACAGUCGCUUGUCCUAGGCGGGGAUCGGACACGAGACACUUUGCGCAGUGGGUUUAGCGUGGUAAUCUGAACCACUCUAAAGUAGUGGUAGGAUCCUUGUAAAUAUAAUAAUCUAAACAAGAAAACAUAUAACCAGUCUUCUCUUUUCCUCUCGUGUAAAAGGUAUUUUCUGUACAGAGUAAAACCAGGUAUUGAUUGGGGAAUUUUCUUCUAUUCUUUCUAUUCACUUAUGUAAUAAUACAACAAUGCAUUUAAUUAUAUGCAGCGGGUUUAGGUUAAGUAAACGUAAGCAUUUAAAUGUUUUGUAUUUUAGCGCUGAAAUGUUCUACUGUAGUGCCUGCUAUAUACGCGUAUUGUUAUGACAAUUGUUAGUAAACAUCUUGAAUAUAACGUAUAUUAUAUAUGAUAAUCUAAGAAAUCAGAAACAUGUUGAAAAUUGUAUUUCUAGUCAAAAAAACAAAAUAAGUACACUCGAAAACGUUACCCUCCUUUCGAUGCAGUUGGGUAAUAAAAGAACAAAUGAUUUUUUUUAUUUUUAUAUGAUUAUUCCAACGUCUGUUACGUAAAUUUUACAGUAAAGUUAAUGAACUUGUGCGAUGUAUGUUUAUAAAUAUUUUAUGAUAGUAUAACAUGUUAUUUGAGUAUUAAAACGAGUCUCAUUGUAAUUAUUGCCAAUUGUAAGCCUUAGACUGUUCGGAAACUCGUCUCAAAACUUUUUGAUAUUUUUACAUUUAUUUUUGAGUCUGUGUCGGUUAUGCUGUCAAAGAUAUAGGAUGCCAAUGGUUUUGUUUCUGAUGUGGAGGACAAACUUAGAUCUGUCGCCCGAAGUAAGGAUGUAACUAGCGCCAUCUAGUAGACUAUUUAGUUAAAUGGGGCAAAUACCUCUGAAUCAUUUCAUUAAAGCAAGUUACAUUGUGACAGACCUUUCAUAUAUUCCGAUGAAGCAGUUAAACCUUACGUACCGACUAACUUUAUAGAUUUGUAGAAAAAUAACCUAUAGCAUUACCCAACACAGACGAAAAAUAAUUUUGAUUACUUUUACUUAAAAUGUAGUUAGUAAUGUUAAAAUGUGAAUUUUAAUUCGAAUUCGUCUAAAAAGUGUCUUAAUGAAAAAGAUAUUCCUUAUAAAGAGUUCUUCCUUAUAUUGUGAAUGUUUCUUCAAAGUGCCAAGAGAUGUCGCUAGCUGUAACAAGCUGCGAUUAUUAUGAAACAUUUACUUAAAAUUAUACAGUGAUUGUAACAAAAAUAUUCAUGCAUGAUCAAAGAUAUUUACACGAAGAAAUUAUUUAACAAAACUGAAUAAAUUGAUAUGAUAUUGGUGCCUAAAUGAAUAUUUUGUAAGAGACGAAAACACUGCUUACCUAUUUGGGGUAUAGGUGUGAUGUUAUGAAUACUAAUACUUUGAUAAACUACUUAUUCUUAUUAAGUGUAUACCUGAGAUAGAUGUUGAAUACUUAUAUUGAAACAAAGACAGCUGUUUAUUGUAUUUGCUAUUAUAUGGCUUUGUUUUGCGAAA